AUGGCAGAGGUCCUCCCCUCUAAAUACCUAUAUCUCACAGAGCUUACAUUCGCUCCAAACCAUAAAUGGUCAGAGUAUUAUGCGUCAGGAGCUGAAAUACGUGCCUACUACGAAAGUCUCGUCAAAGAAUAUGGGAUCGACACACAUUUGCAAUUGAGACAUGAGGUACUUUCAGCCGUGUGGUCGGAUGGCAUUAGUGAAUGGGUUGUUCAAGUCAAAAACCUGAAUACCGGGCAGAUUUUCACGGAAACGGCAAACUUCUUUGUCUCAGCAGCUGGACGUUUGAAUGAACCUAAAUUUCCUAAUAUUCCAGGGCUCGACAAGAUAUACGAAGGCAUCUAUACACAUACUGCUCAGUGGACUGACGAUCUCACACGCCAAUUGGAAGGUAAAUCGGUGGCUGUCAUUGGUAACGGGGCUAGUGGCCAACAAAUUUUAACAAAUAUCCUUGAUAAAGCUGCACAUAUUGACCACUACGUAAGGUCAAAACAGUGGAUUGUUUCAGCUCUAGCUCCAAACCUAGUCACACCAACCCCUGACACACCGGGAGGUCACAUAUUCACUGAAGCAGAAAAAGAAAGUUUUGAAAAACACCCCGAAAUCUAUCUAGAAUACCGCCGAUCGAUUGAGAAAAACUUCCAUGGAAGAUACCAAGGUAGUAUUGCUGGCAGCAAAGAAAACAAUGAAAUCCGACAGAGAUUUGAAGAAGCAUUGUGGAAUCGAGUAGGUGGCGAUAAAGGCUGGUUUGAUCGUCUAGUCCCCGAUUUUGCGCCUGGGUGCAAACGCCCGAUUCCUUCAGCAAGUUAUGUGGACGCUAUACGAAGUUAUAAGGUGGACUAUGUUGAUCAUUCAGAAAUUACACAUGCUACAGCAACCGGACUCGUUACUGCAGAUGGUAAAGAGAGACCAGUUGAUAUCAUCAUUGCUGCAACGGGUUUCAAGAACGGCUUUCUCCCCUUGUUCCCUACUAUCGGGAAGAACGGGUUGGACUUGAGGAAACACUGGGCAGACGAUGGGCCGAUCGGAUAUCCCGCAACGUACUUUGGUGUCAUGGCACCUCUCGUACCGAAUUACUUUACUGUCUGUAGCGCCAACACCAACGGACAGGGGGGUACUUUCCCACUUCAAACCGAGAUCUCAGCAACGUAUAUCUCGAAAGUGAUUCGCAAAGUCCAGAGUCAAGGCUACAAAUAUAUAUACCCAUCGCAAGAAGCCACUGAUGAGUUCAAUGAGGUCAUAACAUCAUUUUUUGACGAUAAAACGAUUAACGAUGAAUGUGAUGGGUGGUGGAAGAGUGGAUUUGGAAAAUCGAGACCAUUGCUCUCAUGGCCGGGCACUGGUCACCACAGAUUCGAUAUUAGUCGAGAUCCCCGCUGGGAGGAUUUUGUCUUUGAAAGAUUCGACGAAGGGAGAAGGAACAGAUUUGAGUACUUUGGCAAUGGAUAUACGGAGAGAGAAGAAAGUGCAGAUGAGAUCUCACUUACUAAUUAUAUCAAGCAGGGGGGCAGGGUUGAUGAUCGAGGUCUUGCGACUCUCCAUGAAAAUUGGAAUGAUUAG
This is a messenger RNA of Talaromyces rugulosus, 1557 nucleotides long. RefSeq lists its product as uncharacterized. The transcript has 2 exons. The record is from RefSeq and is a predicted model, not a curated record. Bases 1 to 1557 code for a protein of 518 amino acids. NCBI's taxonomy places the organism in Eukaryota, Fungi, Ascomycota, Eurotiomycetes, Eurotiales, Trichocomaceae.